Mobula hypostoma (lesser devil ray) is the source of this 6753-nucleotide messenger RNA. It is a transcript of the gene rnf150a, whose product is annotated as ring finger protein 150a. The transcript has 7 exons. The coding region runs from base 617 to 1906 and encodes 429 amino acids. NCBI's taxonomy places the organism in Eukaryota, Metazoa, Chordata, Chondrichthyes, Myliobatiformes, Myliobatidae. The record is from RefSeq and is a predicted model, not a curated record.
ACGCAUCCUGCGAAGAUCAUUCCUUUUGACGGGCCGGUCUCGGUCUCCAGGGAGACAGGAGAGCCACAUGAAGCUAGGGCCUGCAAAUGUAAAGUAAUAAGCUUCAGAGCGGCGGCGGUUCCGGAGCUUUGCGGCUGGUGGCGCUUUUUAUUCAAUUUUGCGUGCAUAUCCCUCGCUUGGCUCCCGAAGAACCCGCCGCCGUCUGUUUGAGGGGCGAAGGAGCGGCGGCUGUGUCCAGCGACGCGGUAUCAUCGACAUCAUGAUGGUCCUGCAUUAUCGAGCCCACUGCCAGCGACGGCGGCAGCAGCAGCUCUACUGAGAGGCAGGAGUCGGGGAAAGGUGCAUCGGCUGAUCUAUCAAUCCAUCCAACGAUCUGCAUCUCCGUCCAAGCGUUUAUUGAAGGGACAAACAAUGCAUUUUGUUUAAACAACGCUCGCCUUCCAUUGCAUGGCGAGCAGCAUCUUGCAAGAAUAGAAACAAAACAAAACGAUCUGAAAGGGGGUUCCCUUCUCUCAACUCGACUGCAUAAAAGAGAAAGGUGAAAGAAGUCUCGGAGGAAGGUGCGCCUGAGACCAGCGAAUAGUCUUUCAUUAUUGUAACUAAAUCGUUAUUAGUAAUGCCUAUGUCCCUGGUGCAAGCCUGCCGCAGUCUGGCUCUCUCAACAUGGCUGCUUUCUUUCUGCUUCGUGCAUUUAUUGUGCCUGGACUUCACGGUGGCGGAAAAAGAGGAAUGGUACACUGCUUUCGUCAACAUCACGUACGUGGAACCGGCCACCUCGGAGUGGAGGUCGGAGAAGAGCGAGUGCGGCCGUUACGGGCAGCAUUCGCUCAAGCAGGACGCCGGGGGAUUGCUGGCACUGCCCGCUCACCAUGACAGGCUGGCGUGUGACCCUCAGGCCAAGUUUCAGGUGCCCGCCGCCGCUGCCACCAAGGGUUGGAUCGCAGUCAUACCCAAAGGGAACUGUACUUACAAGGAGAAAAUCUGGCAUGCUGUCAGGCAGAAUGCAUCCGCUGUAGUCAUUUACAACUUGGGGGCUAGCAACGUCAAUGAGACUAUCACGAUGCCUCAUGCAGGUACAGGAGAUAUUGUUGCCAUUAUGAUUCCUGAACUAAAAGGACGUGAGAUUAUGAGCCUACUUGAAAGGAAUAUCACCAUUAUGAUGUACAUAAGGAUUGGAACACGUAAUUUACAAAAAUAUGUUAGCCGUACCUCAGUUGUAUUUGUGUCGAUAUCAUUUAUUGUUUUGAUGAUCAUUUCGCUUGCCUGGUUGGUCUUCUACUAUAUCCAGAGGUUCAGAUAUGCAAAUGCUCGAGACCGAAAUCAGCGUCGCCUUGGAGAUGCUGCUAAAAAGGCCAUUGGGAAACUUCAAGUUAGAACAAUCAAGAAAGGUGAUAAGGAAACAGAGUCAGACUUUGAUAAUUGUGCUGUUUGUAUUGAAGGCUACAGGCCAAAUGACGUUGUCCGAAUUUUGCCAUGCCGGCACCUUUUCCAUAAGACGUGUGUGGAUCCUUGGCUACUAGAUCACCGCACGUGCCCAAUGUGCAAAAUGAACAUUCUGAAAGCGCUUGGAAUUCCGCCAAAUGCAGAUUGUGCAGAUGAUGUAACAACGGAUUACGAAGGCUCCAUAGGAGGACCACCAACGAAUCAGAUUACAGGCGCAAGUGAUGUGACCGUGAAUGAGAGUUCGGUUGGCUUUGAUCCUCCUGUUCGAAAUGUUGGGCUUUCACAGACAAUUCAGGACAAUGAACCUCUUCAGCAAGUUGAUGAGAUUGUUACUGCUAGCAACAAUGAUGAAGGACCAAUUGUGAGCAGUGAUUCGGACACCUCACUGAUUCUGGCUGUUGAAGUUGGACUUUCUGACAUAGAGCUCUCUACUGACCAGGACUGCGAGGAAGUGAAAUCCUGAGAAGGAUGAAUGAUGUGGUUCAGACAAGCUCACAGAUUAACUGCGAAGUAUCUUGUGCAUUCAGACAAGAAUGAUUGUGAGAGCAAUAGCGACAAUCAUUUACUAGAUACAAAUUGUAUAGCAGUUGAUGUCAAUUUUCUUCACAAAGAACCCACAGGCUUAUCACUUGCCUCAUUUCUACAUUCAAACAAGCUGGUAACAUGGUUCAGUGGCUGAGCUGAGAAGAAAAUAACAAUGUAUGCUUUUUAUUUUAAGUUUCCAAUGAUAGUCAAUGAUUUAUUUGUGUUUAAAAUUUUAUUUUUGUGACUGACACUUUUCCAGAGUUUGAUCCUAUGAGGGUUAACAGAUUCCUGGAAUCAAUGCCUCAACACUAAAACACUCAGUUGGUGCUCUUAAGUUGUGAAAUGAAUUUUAAAGUUGAUUCCAAGUUCUGCAGUCUUGUGAAUCACUGGCUUUUUUGUUGUCAGCAUUAAGUAAAGUUUAUUUGUGCAGUAAUUAUUCAAAAAAGCAGCUUGCAGAUGCAGGAAAGAAGAAACCUCUGGAAGUUCAGUUGCCAUUUCUUGAUGUAUUUUUGGCCAUUGGAAAAGUUAGUGAUAGUAUUGCACAGAGAUGUUGUCCAUAAGCAAUAUGCGCUGCUGGAGAUUUGGACAGAAUGAAUGUUCCAGUAACAGCCCACUUGCUUUCUAUGAAUUCAUGAUAGAUUGGGAUUUGUGUGUAUGAUUGACACUUGACAGCCCCCCCUCCCCGAAUCUCUGAUAUUUUGCCCAGUAACACUGUAGUUGUGUAAUUGGCCAAAUAGGUUAAACCACCAACUUUAUACCCCUAAUGGCUUUUAAGAGAUAGGAAUCAAAACUAAUAUUAGUUUUACAGCAUACUUGACACCAACUGACCUCUGCCAAAAAUGAAUUUACGCAAUAUACUGCUGUACUUCAAAGGAAUUUUUUAGUAUUUUAUGUAAUUUGAAUUUUAGUUGCUUUAUGUCAUCUAUCCUAAUAACAGCUUUUGUACAUUGAAAAUAUGUGAAAAUGUAUUAAAAUUACAGAUUGUUAUACAGUACAAUCUGAAUAAAUGACUUUUCAAGUCAUGGAAUUCUACAGCAGCAUUUUUGCAUAUGGAUCCUUCCCUUGUAGGAAAGAACCUAGUACUAAAGCAUAAUGUUAUUGCAAAUUUAUAAGUUCUGUCCAAAAAGAAAGGAAAAUUCCCGCUAUGUAACAGAGGUUAUAUAUUUUUGAAAGUAUUGCUUUUGUUCCAUAUGUAGAUUAACUAUUGAGAUUAACACAUCAAAAUAUGGAACCUGAUAAUUGUAAUGCUUUAGAGCAAAUUUAAAAGCCCUGUGAUGACCUUUUGGAUCCCAGACGUUAUCAUGUAGUUAGUAGGGUUUGUAAUUGGUCUGGUACAUCUUUAGAUUCGGAACAGUACAAUAAUAGGCAAAGUUGAUGGUGUAUUGAUUUGAAAGUUUUGGAGAUAGUAUUUUCAUUGAUGUUGAAAGAAAAUGUCCCCUCGUAGGAUCUGAAAUAUUCAAGAAAGGCUAUGUGGCAUAGGAGAUGAUCAGCUUACUCUUUUCUAGUUUAAACUUGAUGGAUGUUAAAAUAUUUAACUGCUAAUAAAUUUUGGAAACGAAUUGAAACAUAUUUGAUAAUGAAGUGUACCUCAGGUUAACUAAGGGGCUGAAGAAUUUAAAGGAAUUCAAUUUGUAUUUAAGAUUGCUUAUUACUGACAGGAAAAAUAUCAUACAUACAUGAGAUUAGUGAAAUUCUCAGUCCUAAUUGAACAAAAUAACAAAUCAGAAUAGCUAUUAUCAAUACUGUGUCAGGUAUUGUUAGUCCUUUUAAAUCUCCGUCACUCGCUAUGGGAUGAAACUCAUCAUUGUAAGAAAGAAAAUCAUUUGAGGUGUUCACCUCUUCAAGAAAAUAAUAUUUUCAUGUGCUGUGCUGUACAUUGUUGUUUUCUCCUGUUCAAUAUCAAAUAUCUAUACUGUUUUCCAUAUUCAAAAAAUUUGCUAAUUUUCAUUUGGUAUUAUGAACAACGUAUGCAUUGCUGAAGUUUUCCAGAGAAAACUUUCUCAAAGUUUGAGUAUCUGUAUAAGUUUAUUAUAAUGUUACACUAAGUUCUGGUCAUUUUCUUGCAUUAUCAUUUUACACUGAGUUUUAUUAAGAUCUGCAUUCACCCGUGCACCAAGGUUUGUGAUAUUCUGCAGGGAUUGUUUCCCAAAUGGAAAAUGGGAAUGAUCAGCAGGUCACCUAUGCAGAGCAAUACAAUUUUGGACAAUAACUUCUUAUGAAAACAAGGUUUUAAUAUAAGCAUGUUUUAGGUUUUAGAGAGUGAGCUGAAGGUAUCAAAGGGUCUGUGAUAGGGUGAAGAGCAAAUGAGUCACUUAAGUGAUAGCAAUGGUACUGGCUGAGAGGGGUGGUAAAGGCUCUUUAAUUGAUGAUCGAGGAUGUAGAAGAGAGAAUCACAGAGCACUAUGAGAUACAGAACAAUACAGUUGCUGGAAAUCAGAAUUAAGAGAGAAUGCUGGAAAAACCCUGUGGUUCAUGCAGCAUCUGUGAAGACAUAAAAAAAAAACAGCUGUUAAAAGUGCAGGCUGAUGACUAUUGUAUCAGAAAUUAUACAAAUGGAAAAAAACUUAUUCUGUCUUUGCUGUGGAGUCUAAGGUCUAUAACGUGCCUAGUUUGAAAAGGAAAUGCAUACUUAAAAUGUAUACAACUGUACAGUGAAAAAGGGAAAAAAAAUGAAAUGGGAGUUUGAUUGAAAGCCUAAUAACAGACAACCUGAAGCCUUGCAGACUGAACAGAUAAAUGCUACAAAACAGUUGCCCAAUCCGGAGAGGGCUAAAUACGGUGCAAUAAUUUGCAAAAAGUAUAAAUGCUACAGCUGGAGGGUGUGUUGGGUUCUUGAAUGGUGGGAAGGGAAGAUGUAAAGGGGCACACGUUGCGUCUUCUGCAGUUGCUUGCGAAGGUUCUAUGAGAAAGGGAGGACAUAUUGGUGCAGGUGGGAGUGAGUCGGAGAGUGAAGACGGGAUAGUCCCUUCAGAAUACUGGGAGUGGAAUAAUGUUUAGCACUGAUUCUCAAGCAAUGGAGAAGUUACUGCAAAGGAAAGGAAACAAAUUUAAACUUUCUUCAGAUUCAGUCACAGUAAUCUUGUUGAGCUAGAUGACCAGAGGAGCUUGUUUGACAGCCAGUUGCAUUUAUGUCUGCAGAAAUGGUUAGCUUAGCUUCAACAAUGCUGAUAUAUGUUGCUCUGUAUAACUCUUACCCUAUCUAAAUGUGGGUUUGAUCAAGACAGUAUCGAUCCAAUUAGUCAUUCAUCUUUUUCAAGCUACAGCUUACUAUUACGUUUCAUUUUGAGAUACUCUGUAAAGAUUUUUGUGUCAUGUUGACAGCCAUCUACCUUUCUGACUACAGGGCCACCAAGUUAAUUGUGUCCCUCCCCUUUCACUUUCUUGGCACUUAGCCUUUUGGGAUGCACUUCACUGAUCUUCACUGACAUUUGCAAAGCCUGGCCUUCCGCAAGAAAUGCUGUGUUGUCAAAUAGCUUGUGUUCCAAAUGACUUUUCUCCUUUGAUGUUAGAGCCCUUUACAUGCUAAAUAUCAGUUAAAGAAUUAAUGCAUUCUAAGGAUAUAUAUUUAAACAUUCUACAGUCUUUCUCUUAUGAAUUUUUUUUUAAUUAAGAAUUUGCCCCUAUAUUACACUACAAACACAUUUGUUUAUAGAAAGGACACAGGAGGGGACAGUUAAUAAUAGCAGUUUUGCGAAUUUUUGAAUAACUCCUUUAAUCAAAAUUGUUCAAUCAAUUAAAACUACAAUCAGUUUUGUACUUCUGAAAAAGCGUUUUUCCUUUUAAAAUCAACUCAGUGUUUUAUUUCAUAUUGAAGUUACUAUGAUUAAAAGAAAAACAAUACCUGUUACUACCUUUAGAAUGCUAACACUCAGAUCAUUGGUGUAGUUCAAAUCAUUGAAACAAUUAAAUUUUGUUUUUAAAAUUUAUGAGUCAAGUUAAUUGCAAGAGUUCAUUUGAAAGUUCACAUGAGGUAAAUAUGAAUUUUACCAGAAAAAUCGUCUUUUUACUAUUCAAAAGCAACAUAAUUCAAUUGAAAAUAUUCAACCACGGAGCACAUAACCUUGAUAACUUUUAAACUAUCCAUGAAAUUGUACUCAAAUUUGCAUGUUACCUCCAUUAGAAUGAUGUGGAGACUCAGAGUGGCACUUAUCCCACUUAUCUGGGGUACUUUGGGAUCAGUCUCCUGGUGAGUGAGUGUAUAAUAGGUUUUUGAAAGGAUAUUUAUAUAAUUUUGCUCAGUAGAAACUGGGUCACAGUUUAGAAGAGAAGAAGUUGAGAAUAACUAAGAUAAAAAGACCACAACAUUUUCUUGUGACUAUACUUCAAACACUUGAUUAAUCAAGUAUGCCCUAAGCAAUCUAUUUGAUAUUUGCAAGAAUGCAUGAGGAUUGUAGCUUACCAUAAACUAUGACUUAUUGUAUUCUGCACAUACUUUCCUCUUCUUUAGUACUUGUAGGAAUAAAAUUUCUGAUCAUGACAAAUUUAGGAGAAGCUGUAACAAGGUAAUACAUUUGUCUUAGUGUUAUGCAGCAUGGACCAAGUUGCCCAAAUGAGCUAGUCCCAUUUGCCCACAUUUGCUCUAUAUGCAUAUAAGCCUUUCUUAUCCACGUACCUAUCUAAAUAACUUUUAAACAUUGUAAUUUUACCUACCUACACCACUGUCUCUGACAGUUCACUCCACAUGUUUAUCAUGGUGUGUAUUGAAAAAUUUGCCCCUUUAGAUUUUUCCUCAAUCACCUUAAGUCUAUGUCCCAGCAACAUACAUCAAAGUUGCUGGUGAACGCA